AAGUAUAGUGGCAGAACAAAUAGGGAGAACACAUCUGAACAUUAAAAAUAAAACUUGGACAUGCAUUGAUUUAAAUAAAAUAAUAAGAGGGAGUUAUAUUGGUAUUUUGCACUAUAUUGUUAAUAUACGGGCUAAACUGCAAGCGCAACAUAUUCCUUUAAUGAAUGUAACAAACAUUAAUUGCUUGUAACACAUGUUUACGAAUAAAGGUCGAAGGUUUUAGGUACACUGAUAACAGUUGGUAAGAGUAGAUAAGAGACAAUAGAUAAGUGAGGAAUGACUAUGAAUAUAUUAUCCAUUAAGUAAACGUAAACAGUGAAGAAACGGUGUCAGACUCCUCGUAUAUGUAAAUUAUACAUGUCGUCGCAGCGAGCGCGGAAUGUGAGUCCAAAGGAAGAGAUGAGGCGUCUUAAUUACGACGACAUAACUAACGAGGACACGUCGUUUUACGAUUACGCCGCAAGACUGCAAACGGGAGGCCUGGAUAGCCACAUUGACAUGACGCUUCAGGAAAUGGCGGUAGGCAACAGUGAACCCGAGAAAAAGACCAUGUGCGAAAGCGCAAAGUUUCGACGCAUAAAGAGCUUGACGUUAACGGCAUGUUUUCUCAUGGGAUGUUCGGUGUAUUUGGGAUUUGCAGUGUACCUGAAUCCGUCAGAGUCUGUGUUCGUGUGCAUUGUUGGUGCCCUGAUAUUCAUGUUCUCAGUAAAUGCACUCGCAAGUGGACGUUUCUUCUCGUGUAUUCAACGUUACGCCACGAAAGUGAAAAAGUGUGUAAAACUUAAAAAUAGCCGUCGUGUUUUCGUGCGGAGACUCAUUACGGUAGCAGCGAUCAUAGGCAUCUUAGUGUUUCUCGUACAUGGAUAUAUGGGAUGAAUGGCACAAAUGGACGCCGGUCGGAGGUCUUGCAUUCUUCGUGAUUAUUUCUGUCAUUUUCUCCACGAAUUUCAGAAAGAUAAACUGGGUGACGGUGAUCUGGGGCGUACUGCUCCAGUUCGCGCUGGGGCUGCUGAUCCUGCGCUGGGAGCCAGGUUUCCGCGCGUGCCAGUGGUUCGGGGACCAGGUAACCGCCUUCCUCGCUCAUACGGACCGGGGAAGCAGUUUCGUCUUCGGGGAGAAGUACCUUGACCAUCCGGUCGCGUUCAAGAUACUUCCGGUUGUGGUGUUCUUCAGCGCCGUGGUGUCCGUGCUUUACUACGUGGGCGCCAUGCAGGCCGUCAUCCGGGGCAUAGCCUGUGUGCUACAGUGGUCACUCAAUACCACCCCCAUCGAGUCCUUCGCCACCGCCGCGCACAUCUUUAUCGGCCAGGUUGAGUCCAGUGUGGCGCUGCGGCCGUUCUGGACACGGCUGACCGAGUCAGAGAUUCACGCCGUAAUGACCGGAGGGUUCGCAACCGUCGCCGGCACCGUCAUCGCAGCUUACGUCGAAUUUGGGGUGCGGGCGGAACACGUUAUUUCCGCUUCGUUCAUGUCGGCGCCAGCGGCACUGGCCAUAGCCAAGAUAUCGGUGCCAGAGACGCAGAUAUCCAACAUCAAAACGCAGAAUGAGAUCAAAUUACCAUCGGGACAGGAAACUAACCUGAUAGAGGCGUUGUCUGUGGGUGCCACCAUGGCUAUCAAGCUGAUCGCCUACGUCGUCGUAAACCUCAUAGCGUUCAUAUCCAUCCUCGGUUUCCUAGACGACAUUCUCGGAUAUUUAGGGUCAAAGGUCAACUUUCCCGAGCUGAGUUUUCAGCUUGUGUGUUCGUACGUUUUCAUGCCGUUAGCCGCCAUGAUCGGCGUUGAUUGGGCUGAUACCCGGCUUGUUGGUGCGCUCAUCGGAAAGAAGGUGGUUAUCAACGAGUUCUUGGCGUACAUAGACCUGGGAACCAUGAUUAAAGGAAGGACAUUGAGCGAUCGGUCAGCCAUACUAGCGACAUAUUGCCUGUGCGGGUUCGGCAGCAUCCCGGCCCUAGGGAUCAACCUUGGCGCCCUAUCGUCCGCCGCGCCCGACCGCCGCUCCGACUUCGCGCGACUCAUCCUACGCGCGAUGAUCAACGGAAACAUUGCCUGCUUCAUGACCGCCUGCGUCGCAGGCUUGCUGUAUCAAAGUUCGGCAGAUCCGGGUAUAAAUGGCGGAUAUUUCAACUCCACUAACAGUAGCGUCGCUAACACUAAUUCUACGACCGUAUUUAAUACAGAAGAUUUUAUUAUGAGCACGACGUCCAUUGGUUGAAUACCUCGUUUUACUUUAUAUAUUCCAAAAUAAGACCUCAUACUACUUAAUAUUUCCUUGGCUCUUAAACGUCCAUAAUUUUGGUUAAUCAUUUUGCGCUAUAUCAUGUGAAUACUUAUUACAAAAUGCCCUUUCAAUCUGCAUACAAAAAGUGCAAUACAUACGAAAUGUAGUUUGCAAUAAAAAUGUUAUUACCAUACCACCGAUAUGUUGUUUUAGAUCAAAGUCUAGGAACAACGGUUGAUCUUAAAUGAUUUUUCAAUAUCAAAAUAUACUGGUAUUAAAACAAAUUAUUUUUACAGUAGCAAAGUAACAUCUUAGUUUUAUUAGAUGAUUUCUAGAAAUGUAAUAUGGCUCCAUUAAAGUUUUUUCAGCAAAGAUUUAUUGAAAAACUUAAAUGAAGCCAUAUUAUAUUAUUAUAUUAUAUACAGAACAUGUUACAAUUGGUGUUUAGCUAUUUUGGAAGUUAUAUCAUAUAUACAAUACAUGACAAAUUCAACCUUAUAUUCCACAAUACAUAAAUAAAUGAUACAUGAAUGAGUUUAUUAAAGAAUACGUUCAUAUAAAAAUAAAUACUUAAUACUUAAAAUUCCUAACACAAAACUUAAAGGCUAGUACCACUGCAAUACUGGAAUCACAUCCCAGUAUAUUGCAUGGACACUGGACUGUCUAGCAGUGACUUAAAGGCUCAAAGGUGAAGAUCCGUAAUUAUUUACCGAUUUUUAAAUAUUUUUUUCAUAUUUUAUUUAUAAAGGUUAUCAAAAAACAAUAUAUAUAUGCUAUUGGACAUUACAAUAAAAAAUAAGCAAAACAACUUGUUUUGAGCUAAAAAUAAAGUGUCCUCCAAGUCAAUUGUGUUUACAAACAAUCAGUUUAUUUACCGGUACAUCGCUGUUUACUCGGAAAAGAGAAAGUGAAA
Molecule: messenger RNA, 3134 nt
Organism: Dreissena polymorpha
Lineage: Eukaryota; Metazoa; Mollusca; Bivalvia; Myida; Dreissenidae
Product: solute carrier family 28 member 3-like
Exons: 11
Coding region: 860-2215 (451 amino acids)
Biological process (GO): nucleoside transmembrane transport
Cellular component (GO): membrane
Molecular function (GO): nucleoside:sodium symporter activity
Source: RefSeq, a predicted model, not a curated record